UGGCUGCCAGGGCUGACGAACCCGAACCUCUGCGGCAGAACGGAUGUCCGGAAAAUCCGCAAAAAAUUGUACAAUUUCGGGGGCCAGGAAAAGGAGCCAUGAAUAAGAAAAGCAACGUGUGGCAGUUCUUUUACAAGACCUCCGGGACUGUGGCCAAAUGUCUUUUGUGCAACAGAAACUACUCGAGGAGGGGACGCGGCACCACCUGUCUGCGGAAUCAUCUGAAGAGCAAGCACCCACCGGAGUUCCUGGCUCUUUCCGGGGACAUUAAGUACCUGGACCUGGUAAAGAGCGAGAUCUCGAUUGGUUCGCCACUGCACCCAACAGCCCAGUUGGAACUGAAUUUGCACGAACCAGAUCCUGAUCCUUUGGACACCGAAGACAUUUCUUAUAGUAUGCGCUGUGAUGAGAAGAUGGCCCUCAUGCUAUUAAACCACUCCUUUGAGUUCAUCGAAGGACCCGGAUUCAUAAAUUUAAUAAGAGUGCUACAGCCCAGAUAUCUGAUUCAGUCAAGGAGCUACUAUGAGAACAUACUAUGUGGGAAUAUAUACAGGAAAAUGCAAGAGCAUCUGAAGCUGCAGUUGGAUCUCUUGGAUGCCAUCUCAUUAUCCACAAGUCUUUGGCGGGGGGACAAAGGUAAAGGACUGCUGAGCCUAUCUUGUACUGGGAUCUCAAGGGACUUCAAAACUCACCGCUUUAUGCUAAAGUGUGAGGCUUUAAAUUAUGAAAGCACUUCUAAAGUUGCAUGUUCUAUUCGGGAUUUGGUGCCCAGCCUGACGAUAGAGGUGCCCAAGGAGAAAACCCACUGCAUCAUCAGGGAUGAGAUGACGGCUCUGCCAGGAUCCCUGCCCGAUUGCAGUGUCCAUCGCUUGCAGAUGUGCGUGAGAUUUGCUCUGCAGUCGAAUGAAUUGCUCCAGAACCUGUCAUCGAAAUGCAAGCAAAUAGUGGACCAUUUUGCUUCCUCUAAGAUAGCCAACGAUCAUCUCAAAUUUAUUCAAGAGAUCCGCCUGACCCGAGAUCCUUGUCCGCUAGUACCUUUUGAUCCUUUGCAAUGGAACUCAACGUUCAAGAUGAUGGCCAGCGUGAUCCGAAUGAAAGAUGCCAUAUCCCUGUAUUGCGAAGAGUAUAAUCUGGUCCAAAUAUAUCCCGAUGAAUGGGUGGAAAUUGACUUGUGCAGCAAAGUAAUGCAGCCUUUUGAGGAGACAAUUAAGAUUUGGAGCAAUCCUUUAACGACAACUUCAUCGGUAAUUCCACUGGUGGCCGCUUUACGGGAUUCUCUACGAACCGAUGUCCAUAAUUUUGUUUCCUCGGUGACCAUUUGCAGUUUUGCCAGAAAGUUGCUUGAAGAGCUGGAAAUGAAGUUCUCCCAUGUCACCUCCGAUAUCAAGUUUUUGAUGGCCACCUAUUUGGAUCCGAGAUACAAGCAAGCAUUCUUUACCGAGCGAGAGGAGCACUUGGUGGCCAAUGAGGUUUUGCUUCAGCUCACUAGAGCGCAGGAUGAUCGCAACGGUCAGGCACCGUUGAAAAUAAUCAAGGUGACAUCAUCUUCCUCCCUCAAGAAUGAAUCAAAGAUUGAUAGUAUACUGGAUAAUAUACUAACAACUGGACCUACCAACAAUACUCAACCGGCAACAACGUCAUUUGCCUGCCAGUCACAGAUUAAGAACCUACUAUAUUUAUACAACUCCGAGUCCAGAAUCGAUAGGAACAUGGAUCCCCUGAUGUGGUGGAAGACAAACAUCAAGUACAGUUCACUGUACCCCAUUGUCCGGAAAUUUUUAUCGGCACCAGCAGCAAGUGUGGCUAGUGAAAGUCUAUUUAGAAAAUCUGCACACUUGUAUCAGGAUAUGCACUCGGGUCUGUGCUCCGAAAGUGCAUCCAAGAUAUUACUGAUAAAAUCGAACUAUGGUUAUUCGGACAUCAAGGAGUAGAGUAAAUUACUAAGAGCAAUACCAAUUAGUGAAA
Messenger RNA from Drosophila subpulchrella, 1965 nucleotides. RefSeq names its product zinc finger BED domain-containing protein 4. The record is from RefSeq and is a predicted model, not a curated record. Gene Ontology annotation, molecular function: DNA binding; protein dimerization activity. Bases 99 to 1931 code for a protein of 610 amino acids. Lineage: Eukaryota; Metazoa; Arthropoda; Insecta; Diptera; Drosophilidae. The transcript has 3 exons.